Globicephala melas (long-finned pilot whale) is the source of this 991-nucleotide messenger RNA. It is a transcript of the gene ALDH3B2, whose product is annotated as aldehyde dehydrogenase 3 family member B2. NCBI's taxonomy places the organism in Eukaryota, Metazoa, Chordata, Mammalia, Artiodactyla, Delphinidae. Gene Ontology annotation, biological process: aldehyde metabolic process. Gene Ontology annotation, molecular function: aldehyde dehydrogenase (NAD+) activity; 3-chloroallyl aldehyde dehydrogenase activity. Gene Ontology annotation, cellular component: cytoplasm. The record is from RefSeq and is a predicted model, not a curated record.
CCCAGUGGGUGAGCCAGGACGGGCUGGGAAGGUGGUGCCUGAACCAUCUGGCCAAGGGCAGUUGAGGCUUGGGGUCAACUCUCAUGUCCCCAGGGGGCCCCCGAGUAGGCAAGGUCAUCAUGGCUGCUGCCACCAAGCACCUGACACCCGUCACGCUGGAGCUGGGGGGCAAGAACCCCUGCUACGUGGACGACAACUGCGACCCCCAGACCGUGGCCAACCGCGUGGCCUUCUUCCGCUAUUUCAACUCCGGCCAGACCUGCGUGGCCCCCGACUAUAUCCUGUGCAGCCCCGAAACGCAGGCUCGACUGCUGCCCGCCCUGCAGAGUGCCAUCACCCGUUUCUAUGGCGAAGACCCCCAGAGCUCCCCAGACCUGGGCCGCAUCAUCAGUGAGAAGAAUUUCCAGCGGCUCCGGGGCCUGCUGAGCUGUGGCCACGUGGCCAUCGGGGGCCAGACUGAUGAAAGCGAUCGCUACAUCGCUCCCACGGUGCUGGUGGGCGUGCAGGAGACGGAGCCGGUGAUGCGGGAGGAGAUCUUCGGGCCCAUCCUGCCCAUCAUGAACGUGAGGAGCCUGGACGAGGCCAUCGAGUUCAUCCGCCGUCGGGAGAAGCCCCUGGCCCUGUACGCCUUCUCCAACAGCAGCCAGGUGGGGCUGGACAGAGCUCAGAGGGGCGACACUCACCGGAUCAGCAGCGGCCCCUUUGGAGGCAAGGAGGGCUUCAUCUACCCGACUCUGCCGUCCCUGCCACUAGGGGGAGUCGACAACCGCGGAAUGGGCAGCUACCACAGCAAGUUCUCCUUCGACGCCUUCUCCCACCACCGCGCCUGCCUGCUCUCCCCCUCGGGCCUGGAGAAGCUCAAGGACAUCCGCUACUCGCCCUUUUCUGCCUGCACACAGCAGCUGCUCAGCUGGGCCUUGGGCAACCAGCGCUGCCUCCUUCUGUGAGCACCCUGUCCAUCUCCAGUGCCCCAUCCCCACGACCCCCCUGU